Messenger RNA from Anoplophora glabripennis (Asian longhorned beetle), 2446 nucleotides. RefSeq names its product protein phosphatase 1L. The record is from RefSeq and is a predicted model, not a curated record. Gene Ontology annotation, biological process: protein dephosphorylation. The coding region runs from base 203 to 1648 and encodes 481 amino acids. NCBI's taxonomy places the organism in Eukaryota, Metazoa, Arthropoda, Insecta, Coleoptera, Cerambycidae. The transcript is spliced from 2 exons. Gene Ontology annotation, molecular function: cation binding; protein serine/threonine phosphatase activity.
UUGGUAUUUGUCAGCUGUCAACACUGUCAACUAUAAAGCUAAACGAAAAAUUAAAAAAAAUCCAAAAAAUCCUAAGGAUUGUGGGAAGGUCAUUCGAUGUUGCGAUUUUCGAAGAUGCGAACGAAUAAGAGCCACUGACCCAAAUAAUGCCGUCUUAAGAACCGAAAGAAUUGUAUUACCUAGCCUACAAAUCCUUGUAGGAAUGGAAGACGAAUUAGACGAUAAAAUCAUUUACCAAACAUAUGUGUCUCACGUGAAAAUUAUGUCCCGCAUAGCAUGGGGUGUACCCUUAAAGUUGUCCCAUAUAACCUUUACGUCCCAAAUUUGGAGGCUAAUGAAAUUAUAUGUGUUAAAACCCGAGUUUAUAAUGCUCGGGGCUGUGAUCGUAUUUAUUUUGGUUUACAUGCAAGCAGUUGAUGUAUGGAGUCGUAAUUUGCUAGGGAGGCUGCAGUAUACCAUCCACAGAGCAGGAGCAAAGUCUAAGGCGGAUAAACUGAACUUCUUCAGUAACACCGAUGUAGAGAAGGCCAGUUGGCAGAUGAAGGUAGGGGCCAUAGCGGCAUAUGCAGUGCAAGGCAGGAGACCCAAGAUGGAAGAUAGAUUCGUUAUCAACGAUAAUAUUAACAACACAGGUGUUGCCCUUUUCGCGGUGUUUGAUGGUCAUGGUGGCGAAUUUGCUGCCAAUUUUGCCAAAGAAAAAUUAACUCAGAACUUGUUCAACAGAGUUAUUGAAAUUAAGGGAUUAAUUACUGGGAAAGAGGCUCCACCAGCUAUAAAACACUACGAGGGGGAAGAGAAGAAAGAUCCCGAGAAACCAGUAACUCCGACAUUGCCUGAACGCAGGAAGAGUUUUCGUCGUACUAGUUCCACGACAGACGAGUGUAUUAAAGGUGCCAAAGAGAUAACCGACUUAGAGUUGUUGAGUAAACUAGACAAUAUCAAACCCAUCACACGUGAUUCCAGACCACUGAAGCUCACUCCUAGUUUCAAGAAGCAACCUGCUACGAGCUAUUUCGAUAAAUUCGGCACCGUUAACUACGGGAAACUGAUCACUGACGAAGUACUAGCCGCCGACGAAAGGUUGGUAGAAAUUGCAAAAAAAAGCUUGGACGUUGCCGGGACCACCGCCUUGAUAGCAAUGCUGGAGGGUCACCGAUUAGUCGUGGCGAACGUCGGAGACUCCAGGGGCGUGAUGUGUGACGGUAAAGGUAACGCAAUUCCCUUGUCCUUCGACCACAAGCCCCAGCAGAUGCGAGAACGCAAACGGAUUAAGGAAGCGGGCGGUUUCGUAACUUUCAACGGCGUGUGGAGGGUGGCGGGCAUCUUGGCCACAUCCAGAGCCCUAGGGGAUUACCCGUUGAAAGAUAAAAAGCUGGUGAUCGCAGAUCCAGACAUUUUAACGUUCGAUUUAAGGGACCACAAGCCGUCGUUUCUUAUACUCGCAUCUGAUGGGUUGUGGGAUACGUUCUCGAACGAGGAAGCCAUCACUUUCAUAAAGGAACGACUGAACGAACCCGAUUACGGUGCUAAAAGCCUGACUUUACAGUCUUAUUAUAGGGGAUCGUUGGAUAACAUAACGGUCAUAAUAAUUAAUUUUAAGGACAACGCCUACAGUUCAUUCGGGAACGGGACCGAUAAAAAUACUUAAGAGACGUUUGCUGGAUUAUUUGGGGGAUAGUGUUACACUGCUAUUUUUAUAUAAACGUGUGCUCAUUUAACCGUAGGAGUAAUCAAAAUUUUUUAAUGGCCAGUAAUGUGUCUUGUAUAUCGCUGUGAUUUAAAUAUCGUAAGUAGGGUCGUUCUGGAUACGAGAUUUUCCGUAGGUACUCGCAAAUGCAAAUAUUAACAAAUAACUAUAAAUAAAUCGAGAACAUUCAGAACAUCCCUAAUCGUACAGUUUAUUUUUCUUUUGUCUAUGACAAAAUAGUUAGAUCUCUGUAUUUCUCUCGCUACGUCCUUUCUUCUGUUUUCAAAUUGCCGACUACCUUAAAAAAAAAAAACAAAAAAAUAUCGGUGGUUUGAAAAUAAAAAUCAUGUUAAAGUUGCAUCGUUGUUGGUCUACAAGUAUUUUUGCUCAAUAUUUAUAGGAUAUUGUACCUGUUUUUAUUAGUGUAUUGUACACCGUGUUUGUUUUGUUUGGGGCGAACGAUUCUAGAAAAAAAAAUCUUUCCGUUGAAUUAAACGAAUUUCGUCAAAGUUUAAAAGAGCUCUUGGACCGCACUCAAACAAAAUAAACACACUCUAUAUAUAAAGUUGUUGGUGUUGCCUUUUAAAAUAAAUGUUAAAUGUAUUAUUUCCGUUACUUCAAAAAUAAACGGUACCCAUAAAAAACAUCCGAUAGAGCGUUGUAGUGGUGCCAAAGGAACCGUUAACUAAGCGUACGACUGUAAGGUUUGUUCCGUUUGUUAUUUGCUGUGUAAUAAUAAAAAAAAUACGUUAAAAACUU